Paramuricea clavata is the source of this 1811-nucleotide messenger RNA. The record is from the annotation of a GenBank genome assembly. Lineage: Eukaryota; Metazoa; Cnidaria; Anthozoa; Malacalcyonacea; Plexauridae.
AUGGCGGUCAACAUGUCUGAUGCGAGUACCGAUGUAAGCACUUGUUAUUCAACAAAUGAUUGCCUAAGUAAUCUGAAAACACUACAAAUCGACGACAGUAAUGGUAAAGAUAUCAUUAUUGAUGAGAAUAGAAAGCUAAAAUGGAAGGAGAGCUAUGAAGCUCUUAAAGUCUUUGUCAAGAAAACUCUAAAACUAAACGGGAAAUGGUCGUCACCCGGAGGCAACUUAAAGUUAUUUAACGAGACCACAGGAUCAAUUAUAAUCAGGUAUUACACCAACUCUGCCUCUCUCUUAAUUCAAGGCGAGAAAGGUGAGUCAUUUACAAACAUUUUGAUCAAAAAGCUCUCGACCAUACAAUCGAAUUCAGAGACAAAUAUUAUCGCCGAUGAUAACUCGUGUGAGCCAGAAAAAUCGGAAGAGUCACAAAAUAUGUACGAUGUCUCUAUAAGCGAGCAGUCUCAAGAUAUUUUUACUUUCGACGAGGGUAUAAUGACCGAGUCAAUCAAACAGAAAAAUAAUAAACACGUCAGCCAUACUGAGUCUGACGAAGUAAAUUAUAUAAUUGACGAUUCACAAACGCCUAAUAUGGAGCCGCAAACUCUACACAAGAAUCAAGAAAUAAUGACCGAAAAUUGUUCGCAAACGAUGCCCCAAACCGACACUGCCAAUAGUUCAAAUGCAGAUCUGUUGAAGUAUAUUUGUUGGCUGGAGGCUAGAAUGGAGAAAUUAUUUGAUAUUAUGUCGGGUGAUAUGCGUGAACUUAGAUCGAUUACUGAAUUAUCAUUUGAAAUUAGAUCUUCUCGUACUUUAAAUGAAAAUAUAUUACUCAAAGAAGAGGUAACACAUUUGAAUGAAAAAAUAAAAAACAAUCAUGUUUGAUAUCCGACUUGGACACGAAGUUGAAGGAGCUUAACAAUGAACGCAGUAGCUUACUAACAGUAAUCAGAGUACUACAAGUAGAAAAUCAAAACUUUCCUCAUUAUCAGAGAAAGCAACAAAUGGCUAAUUUACAUGCCAAUAUUAACCAUCCCCCGCAGAGCCAACAAAGCCAACAUGUUGCUCCCUCAGCUCAUAUUAAUCAAAUCGAUCAAAGAAACACCGAGUGGAACUAUGCAUAUGAUAACACGCUUGACCAACGACUCAUAUAUCAGACGGAACAACAACAACGUCAUCACCAAAAUUCUUAUAACGAAACACAUCAGUCACAGCAACAAUCGUACCAGCCAAAACCACAACAGAAACAUCAAUUGCUACCGCAACAUAUAUAUCAGCGACAACAUCUGGUGGCUCACUUACAUGACCAUCAUCCCCCACAAAGCCAAUAUGUAGGCCCCUCUGUCCAGCCUCAAAUUAAUCAAGAAAUCACUGACAGGAACCAUGCAUAUAGUAAUACGUUUGAUCAUCAACCCAGACCCCAGUGGGAACAGGCCGAACAGCAAUACAUUAGCAACAACAACGAUACUCAUCAGCUGCAGCAACAAUCACAUCAGCCGCACCAUGAUCAGCAACAGCCACCUCAGCAGAAACAAGAUCAUCAACAGCGGCCUUACAAUUACACUUCACUACACAAACAACACCACCACCAUCCUAAAAAGCAUGCUGGAGAAGAUCUCACAAUUAUCCUAGGAGACUCUUUGACAAGAGGAAUCAAUACGAGGAACAUAAGAAGGUCAACCAGUAAAAAUGUAAUUAUCCGUACUUUUCCUGGGGCAACGGUUAAGGAUAUGGUAGAUUACAUUAAACCAUCAUUGCCUUUACAACCUUCCCAUAUUAUUAUCCACGUUGGGACCAACGAUCUGAAAUCAAGUUAG